AUGUGGUCAGCCGUCAAAUUAUUCAGUUUGUUACUGGUUCUCCAGCCCGUGCUAGCAGACACAAACGACCAAACCUCAGCAACAGUAGAUCGAGGAUCGUUCCAGAAUCCUUCAUCUCGACUACGCCCCCGCUUCAGAUACUGGCUUCCAGACUCCGGCGUCGAUGCCGAAAUAGUUCGGGAGAAUAUCAAAGCCGCCGGUGCCCUCGGCGCUGGCGGUGUUGAAUUCUUACCCUUUUACAACUAUGGUGGCCAAUUGGCUCCUGCGCCGGCGGGGUCAAACUGGUCCCGGGAUGGAUUUGGAACAGAGACUUUUCACAGCAUGUUUCUGGCUGCGUUGCGCGCACAUAAAGAGGCAGGUCUGGUGAUGGAUUUCCCGUUGGGCCCGAACCAGGGACAGGGUGUUCCCGCAGACCCGAGUGAUGAAGGUUUACAGUGGGAUUUGGAACCAUUUUCCAUCGCCAUUCCUGGAAAUGGUCACUUCGAUGGAAAGAUUCCUGGAUGGGGUGCCGGUGAACUAGUUGCGCUUGUUUCGGCUGAAGUGCUACAUUCGACGAAUAGUUCUCAUCUGCAGUUGACUCUCAAGAAUGGAACCUUGACCGACUGGGCAGGCAAAGUAUCAUCCAGUGGAAGCGUCUCCCUCGAUCUCCCUCCGUCUCAAAACACAUACCGACUCUUUGCGUUCUAUCAAUUCCUCAGUCAUAACAAGAAUUUGCAGUACAGUACAACUCCGGCUAAGACUAUCUUUGAUAAUGGAUCUUAUGUGGUGGAUCACUUCACUGCUCGCGGCGCUAAAGUGACAACAAGAUUCUGGGAAGAGUACAUACUUCCAGGCGGCGUCAAGGAAUUGCUUAUGGAAGUGGGCAACUAUGGCUGGGAGGAUAGCAUCGAGAUACUUUCUAAUAUUUCCUGGACACCGUCACUCCCGACUACUUUCCAAUCUAAAUACGGAUACGAUUUGAAGCCAAUGCUACCGAUCAUCAUGUUCAACAACAACAACAUCAACACGCAAAGCACCGAACCAGGUGCUAUCGAAUGUCUUCUGAAUACUCCCGAACACGGCCUCGGUUACAUCAACGAUUUCAGAGGUGCCUUGGUAGAUGGGUACCGGAGCUAUCUUGAAGAGCUGACCCGCUGGGUAAACUCGGAGCUAAAUCUCCAAAUGUCAGCCCAGGUUUCAUACAACAUGCCGAUGGAUAUGGAAGCAAAUAUUCCAUUUGUGAAUGCUCCCGAAUGCGAAAGUCUUCAGUUUCGCGACAGUAUUGAUGGCUAUCGGCAGUUUACGGGCCCGGCACAACUCGCCGGUAAACGUGUCAUUUCUAACGAGAUGGGCGCUGUUUUCAUGAAGGCGUAUCAAUUGACUCACAGUGAGCUUCUUUAUUCUAUUAACCGUGCCAUUGUGGGUGGUGUGAAUCAAAUGGUAUUCCACGGGCAGACGUAUACUGGGAACUACUACGGUACUACCUGGCCGGGAUAUACGGCUUUCUUAUAUCUGUUCUCGGAAAUGUACUCCAACAAACAGCCUUCCUGGGACCACGGCUUUGGUGAUCUUCUCAAUUAUACCGCUCGAGUGCAGUAUCUUCAGCAGUCGGGUGUUCCAAGGGUUGAUGUGGCAAUUUACAACAAGGAGUCUGGGACUGAUCCCAACUUUCCAACUAUGUACACAGCAAAUGAUCUCAUCGAUGGGGGGUACACCUAUUCUUACCUGUCACCCGACAACUUCGCUCUUCCCGAGGCCAACGUUCGCGACGGGGUUUUGGCUCCAAAUGGACCUGCAUAUAAGGCUCUGGUGAUCACCAGAAACAGCAAUCUUACACUUUCCGGUGUCCGUUACAUUCGAAAAUACGCCCGCGAAGGCUUGCCUGUUAUUCUCAGUGGCGGAGAUCCUGGGGUCUAUUCGAGCCAUGACAACACAGACAAGACAUCCAUUCAAAAGGCAAUCCAGGCUCUCAAGAAGUCAGCGAAUGUCUACAGUGUCCCUGCUGGUCAGGUUUCUGCUAAGCUUCAGGCUCUCGGCCUGCGUGCACAAAUAGCUACGAAGACUAACGGGACAUGGUACACCACCUGGCGCGAAAAUUCUCAGUCUGGUACGGACCAUGCUUUUGUUUUCUCAGAUGUGAAUGGCUCAACUGGAACCUUGAAUAUAUACACUGAAAAGACUCCAUUCUUGUUUGAUCCUUGGACUGGGUCGAAAAAGCCAUUGCUAGGCUACACCAAAAGCAAGGACAGCGUGACCAUCCCUCUUUCUCUAGCGGGGAACCAAACCAUCGUCAUCGGAUUCAGUCAGGAUGGAGACAUUUCCGCGAAGCACACCACCAACAUCCCAUCGUCGGUCAUUGGGUAUGACACCCAGGGCGAUGCUAUUGUCUCAGCCAGUAAAUCCAAGCAGUCCUUGGUCCUCUCGAAUGGAAAGAAAGUCAUCCUGCCCUCUACAGAUGUCGCAAGUUCAAUUGCGCUUUCCAACUGGACCCUCACUGCAGAGCACUGGGAGGCACCCAGCAAUAUUUCGGAUGGGUCUAUCAUUGCAAUCAAGCAUAACACAACUCACCAGCUCUCGUCUUUAGUGUCCUGGCGUCAAAUUGAGGGUUUGACAAAUUCCUCCGGUUUGGGAUAUUACACUACCCACGUCACCUGGCCACCAUCUAAAGGUCCUGCCGAUGGGGCCUACCUCUUCCUCCCUGCCAUUGCGCACACGGCGAGGGUAUAUGUGAACGGACAUCAACUGCCAGCUCUGGAUCUCACAGCUCCCCGGUCAGAUCUCACAGCUUAUCUGAAAAAGGGAUCGAAUGUGUUGGCUGUGGUGGUUCCGACCACUAUGUGGAACUAUAUUCGGAGUAUUGCUGAUGAGAUUGAAGCCGUGGAUGCCCCGGUUGAUUCUCUCUUGAGUGCGGUUGGGAAUGGGCUUCCGGAUCCGACUGACAAUGGAUUGAUUGGAGAUGUGAAGUUGGUGCCCUAUGUUACUGUUAAACUGUGA
This is a messenger RNA of Penicillium manginii, 2973 nucleotides long. RefSeq lists its product as uncharacterized. Bases 1 to 2973 code for a protein of 990 amino acids. The transcript has 4 exons. The record is from RefSeq and is a predicted model, not a curated record. Lineage: Eukaryota; Fungi; Ascomycota; Eurotiomycetes; Eurotiales; Aspergillaceae.